GCUUGACACCGAAGAAAGGCACAUCUUCCACAACUAAACCCCCCCUCCCCCCACCGUUUCAACAAAAACCCAUUUCACCACCCUCAUAUAAGCGAAAGAAGAAGAAGAAGAAGAAGAAGAAGAAGGUUGAGGAAAAAUGAAGCUAAUUUGGUCCCCUGACACGGCCACUAAAGCCUACAUCGACACCGUUCGAUCUUGCCAAGUUUUUGAUGGAUCCGGGGUGGCAGAGCUGGUUUCAGCCAUGGCAGCCGGCUGGAAUGCAAAGUUGAUAGUCGAGACGUGGUCACAAGGAGGGGCUAUUGCCACCAGCAUUGGCCUCGAAAUCGCAAGCCGGCACACGUGCGGGAGGCACGUGUGUGUAGUCCCCGACGAGAGUACAAGGUCUGAGUUCAUAACAGCCAUGAAAGAAGCAGCAGACAUGAACCCACAAGUGCUUGUUGGUGAGCCAGAGGAGGUUAUGUCUGAGCUUGUGGGAAUAGAUUUCAUGGUUGUGGAUUGCAAACGCAAAGACUACGCUAGGGUCCUACGGCAGGCUAGGUUGAAUCAGAGAGGCGCGGUUCUGGUUUGCAAGAAUGCGAAUUCAAAGAGCGAUUCUGGGUUCAGAUGGAGGAGUGUUGUUGAUUGUGGAUCAAGAAGGGUGGUUCGUACUGUGUUCUUGCCUGUAGGGAAAGGGUUAGAUAUGGCUCAUGUAUCCAGCAGUGGAGGAACUUCGGGGUCGGGGUCGAGCAGAGUAGACAAGAAGAGAUGGAUCAAACACUAUGAUCAACAAUCCGGGGAAGAACAUGUUAUCAGAAAGUAAAAUAUUUCUUGGGACAUAGAAUUCUUUUUUUCUUUAGCUUUGAUGAUACAAUGUACAUAAACUUAUCUUUGUACCAAACAGUUUUCUCCCAACGACUUGUGCAAUGUGUGUAAUUCCAUUAAGGAAAUGAAUCAGAAAUUUCUUA
This is a messenger RNA of Argentina anserina (silverweed cinquefoil), 944 nucleotides long. RefSeq lists its product as uncharacterized. The transcript has 2 exons. Bases 137 to 799 code for a protein of 220 amino acids. NCBI's taxonomy places the organism in Eukaryota, Viridiplantae, Streptophyta, Magnoliopsida, Rosales, Rosaceae. The record is from RefSeq and is a predicted model, not a curated record.